CAGUUCUCCUUCAUCCCGAACCUGAAAAGAAUGGCUGUAAUAUCCGGUUUGCUUUCAAUUUCUAACGGGAAAGGUCGGUGCGUCUCCGUAGAAGCCAGACGCAGCAGGAGCGCGAAGGGAUAGGCGAGAGCAGCUGAGAGCUUGCCCCUGACCGCAGCGCCCGCCCUAGGUUACCAUGGCAUCUGGACCCAUCAUGACAGCCCCCAUUUGCCUGAUAAAAAAUGAGGAAGAGGAGCUGGUGGUGAAUCCAAACGCACUAGAGAUUCUUGACAAUAUAUCUCAGCCUGUGGUGGUGGUGGGCAUUGCAGGGAUGUCUCGGACAGGAAAAUCCUACCUGAUGAACCGCCUGGCAGGACAGAACCAUGGUUUCCACAUGAACUCCACAAUAAGAUGUGAAACCAAGGGCAUCUGGAUGUGGUGUGUGCCCCACUCCUCCAAGAAGAACCACAUCCUCGUCCUUCUAGACACCGAGGGCCUAGGGGAUGUGAAAAAAGCCAAUCCUAAGAAUGACUCCUGGAUCUUUGCCCUGACUGUGCUUCUGAGCAGCACCUUGGUCUACAACAGCAUGGGCACCAUCAACCACCAGGCCCUGGAGCAGCUGCACUACGUGACUGAACUAACACAGCUAAUCAGGGCAAAAUCCUCAACACCUGAUGAAGUAGAGGAUUCCAUUGAGUUUGUGAGUUUCUUUCCGGACUUUGUUUGGAUUGUUCGGGAUUUCACUCUGGAGUUGAAGAUAGAUGAAUCCUCAAUCACUGAAGAUGAGUACCUGGAGGAUGCCUUGAAGCUGAUUCCAGGAACAAAUCCCAAAAUCCAAAAUUCCAACAUGCCGAGAGAGUGUAUCAGACAGUUCUUUCCAAAACGGAAAUGCUUCAUCUUUGACCGGCCUACGAAUGACAAAAAUCUCUUAGUCCAUAUUGAGAACGUGCCAGAAGACCAGCUGGACAGUAGUUUCCGGGAGCAAUCAGACAAAUUCUGUACCUAUAUUUUCACUCAUACAAAGACCAAGACCCUACGAGAGGGAAUCAUUGUUACUGGGAACCGGCUGGGGACUCUGUUGAAUGCUUAUGUGCAUGCCAUCAAGAAGGGAGAAGUUCCUUGCUUGGAGAACGUGGUGACAAUUCUAGCCCAGUGUGAGAACUCAGUGGCCGUGCAGAAGGCAGCCGACCACUACAGUGAGCAGAUGGCCCAGAGAGUGAGGUUCCCCACAGACACGCUCCAGGAGCUGCUGGAUGUGCAUACGCAGUGUGAGAGGGAAGCCAUUGCAAUCUUCAUGGAGCAUUCCUUCAAGGAUGACCAGCGAGAGUUCCAGAAAAAGCUUGUGGACACCAUAGAGAAAAAGAAGGAUGUUUUCCUCGUGCAUAAUGAAAAUGCAUCUUUCAAAUAUUGUCAGGCUGCAAUGGAGCAGAUUUCAGAGCCUCUGAUCAAAAGCAUUUCAGAAGGAACUUUCUCUGUUUCUGGAGGAUAUGGUCUGUACUUAAAAGCAAAAAGAAAUGUUGAACUUCGUUAUAAACAGGUGCCCAGGAAAGGAGUUAAGGCAAAUGAGAUCCUCCAGAACUUCCUAGAGUCACAGGAAGCAACAGAGGAAUCCAUCAUGCAUACAGACAGAGCCCUCACUGCUGGGGACAUGGCCAAAGCAGUGGAGCAGGCCAAAAGGGAGGCCUCUGAGAAGGUACAGGAACAGCAAAAACAGAAAGAAAUCGAACUACAGCAAAGAAUGGAGGCUCAAGAGAGAAGCUUCAAGGAAAACCUAAGCCAGCUGGAAGAAAAGAUAAAGAGGGAAAAAGAAGAUUUUCAGGAAAUGCAGGAAAGGAUGUUGAAACAUUAUCUGAAGGUCCAAGAUGAAUUGCUUACUGAAAGAUUUGGAAAGAAAGCUGAGGAGUUGAAUAAGGAAAUAAAUAGACUACAAGAAGAGAUUGAAAAAAACAAAAAAUCUGAUCCACUAUUGAUUUCAAAGGCGAUUGAUGUGGCUGGGAAUGUAUUAAUUGUGGCACUACCUGAAAUGCUUAAGUUAUUCCAUCAAAGGAAGAAAAUUUUCAAUGAAAAAAAUUAAAUAGGCUUAGAUUUCUUGUUAAGGAUAUUAUAAAGUGAGGCUUCUUUUGUUGUAAUAGUGUAAUACUAUGCUCACUUUUUAAAUAAUGUGUCGUGCCACUUUCAUACAACAAAAGUUUAAAAAUAAAAAGUGAUUACAAAAAGCAUCAGCUUAUGACAUACAGAAGAUAAACUUAAUUUUGACUGAAUGAAUUAAUUUAAUGAAAUGGGAACCAAGUUGGAAAAUACUAUAGAAGAAAAAGCUAAAUUUGUAAUGCCAUUGUAACAAAAUAAUUCUGAAUAAGAUUAUAAAGACAUUUUAAAAUUCACAUAGAGACAUAUUUCAAGUGUUACUGAAAAAUGCAAAACUAUAAAAUGAACCAAAGUAAAUAAGACAUAUAUGGUG
This is a messenger RNA of Suricata suricatta (meerkat), 2437 nucleotides long. RefSeq names its product guanylate-binding protein 4-like. Gene Ontology annotation, biological process: defense response to protozoan; defense response to Gram-positive bacterium. The record is from RefSeq and is a predicted model, not a curated record. Bases 176 to 2053 code for a protein of 625 amino acids. Lineage: Eukaryota; Metazoa; Chordata; Mammalia; Carnivora; Herpestidae. Gene Ontology annotation, molecular function: GTPase activity; GTP binding. The transcript has 11 exons.